AUGCUUGAUUUGGAAAUUCGAGGUAAAAAAAUUUUCAACUGUAAGGAACUAUUGUUUGGUUAUUUACUGAAUUUAGAUAUAGCCCCUCAAGUUCUACUGAACAAUCAUAAUCUGUAUAUCUAUAAUCUUACAAAGACAGUAACCAUAUUAGCAUAUUGAUCCAGGAUUGCAUUUAAAAUAACAUUCUGAGGUUUUAGCUACUUGAACAUCGAUUACAUAAUUUAUUAA
Molecule: messenger RNA, 228 nt
Organism: Blepharisma stoltei
Lineage: Eukaryota; Ciliophora; Heterotrichea; Heterotrichida; Blepharismidae
Source: the annotation of a GenBank genome assembly